AUGCCUCCAAUCCGCGUAGGCAUCAUCGGCCUCUCUCAACAUAGCUGGGCAGCGAGAGCUCACCUCCCCUAUUUAACAAUAAGCCCGGACUACCAGAUCGUGGCGUUAUGCAAUUCCUCAACACAACAAGCCAAAGCCGCAAGGAAGUGUUUCAAUUUGCCUGGGGAGACGAGGAUUUAUGGUGAUCCUGCAGACCUCGCCAAAGACCCCUCUGUCGACCUAGUAAUCUGCUCCGUCCGAGUCGACAAACACUUCGCCGCCAUAGCCCCAGCGCUUCUUGCCGGCAAAUCCGUACUCGUGGAAUGGCCGCUCGCGCGCAAUCUCUCUGAAGCAGAGGAGCUUGUGCGGCUGAAGAAUCAAUAUGCCACGCCUCCAACCAAGGAGAACGGUCGGCUGGCGGUGGUGAACCUUCAGGGCCGCCAAGCGCCCUUCCUCCACCAAGUGAAGCAGCUAUUAGCAGAGGGGAGAAUUGGACGAGUAUUGAGUAGUUCUUUCAUCGGACACACUGGGGGUGGAGCGGGUGAUGGCGUUAUCACCAUAGAUGAAGAGCAUGAGUAUUUCACGAGAAAGGAAGUCGGCGGGAAUAUGGUGUCGAUUCAUUUUGGACAUUCGAUUGAUUCGGUUAUGCAAGGCAAGCUGUUCCUGCUUCAUGUUUUUGCAAUGUCUUUGGCCACGAAUCGCCUAGCCUACAGUUUCCUCUCCCCUCCAAAAACCAUCCUCGCAAAUCGCCAACAAGCAGUAAGACUCAUUUCUCGCACCUCCGGCGCCAUCAUCUCCUCAACCUACCCAAAAGAUACCGAAGAUACAAUCUCCCUCCACGGCACCUUAGCAAGCGGCGUCCCGCUAAGCUACACGAUGCGUGCCGGACCCGCAUUCAAAGACACACCUGGUCUAGAUUGGCGCAUCUACGGUUCAAAGGGGGAAAUUCGAAUCACGGCUCCAACGCCAUUCAUGCAGAUGGGAUAUGAUGGGACGAAAAUUGAGGUGUAUGGCUUUGCGAGUGAUAGAGUUGAGGAGGUUGCCGUGGGGAAAGGUGAGUUUGAAGACUUGUUGCCGAGUGCCGCCAGGAAUGUGGCUAUUGUUUACCGUGAAUUGGCCCAGAAUAGGGAGAGUUGUACAUUUGAGGAGGCGUUGGAGUUGCACAAGUUGAUUGAUGGGAUGUAUCGAGAGAAUGAUGAGGGAGCUCGUAAUGUUAAACUCUGA
This is a messenger RNA of Cladophialophora psammophila CBS 110553, 1203 nucleotides long. RefSeq lists its product as uncharacterized. NCBI's taxonomy places the organism in Eukaryota, Fungi, Ascomycota, Eurotiomycetes, Chaetothyriales, Herpotrichiellaceae. The coding region runs from base 1 to 1203 and encodes 400 amino acids. Gene Ontology annotation, molecular function: nucleotide binding. The transcript is spliced from 3 exons. The record is from RefSeq and is a predicted model, not a curated record.